Messenger RNA from Penicillium subrubescens, 744 nucleotides. RefSeq lists its product as uncharacterized. The record is from RefSeq and is a predicted model, not a curated record. Lineage: Eukaryota; Fungi; Ascomycota; Eurotiomycetes; Eurotiales; Aspergillaceae. The transcript has 4 exons. Gene Ontology annotation, molecular function: iron ion binding; oxidoreductase activity, acting on single donors with incorporation of molecular oxygen, incorporation of two atoms of oxygen. The coding region runs from base 1 to 744 and encodes 247 amino acids.
AUGCGCAUCGUUUUUCCGUUUGCAGUAGCCAUCUUAGCUUUCUCAGCCAGCGCCCACCCAGGUCCUCACGCUGCCCCAUCAAAUGCUGAAAUGGCUCACAAAGCGAGACUCUCCGGCCGGUGUGCGCAGCAUGUUGCUCGAUUCAACGACAGGCGUUGGAAGAGGAACCUCGGCCAUAUUGGUAACAGGACCGUGCAAAUCCAGACGCAAGCCCCUUAUUAUGAUGCGCCGCAGAAUGACACCUGCGUCUUAUCCCCUGAGAUAACCGCCGGUCCUUACUACUGGCCGCAGUCUCAGUUACUUCGCCAGGUUAUGACAGAAGAUCAAGUCGGAAUACCUCUGUGGCUAGAUAUUGGAAUUAUGGACAUGGCUACGUGCAGUCCCUUGGAAGGCGUGAUGCAGGGCCUGAAUGCCUCGGAAUUUGUUGUCGGCAGCACUGAUAUACAUACUGAUUCCGAAACCUGGCUUCGGGGCAUGUGGCCAACCGAUGACCACGGAAUAAUGCAGAUGAAAACUAUAUUCCCUGGUUUCUACGUUGAGCGAGCUAUCCAUAUCCACGUCCAGGUUCACACCGACUGGACCACCCGCGAAAACGGAACCAUGGUCGCAAUGCGAAUGGUCACAACCCGGUUGUCUCAGUUGUGCCCGGUCGAUGAAAACGAUCUUGCCAAGGGUCUGAUCGGGUGCAUCGCUAUCGGUGUGGACACUUCAGCCAUUGAGGAUGAGCAUUGGUCUGCAUCUUGA